Molecule: messenger RNA, 6462 nt
Organism: Geodia barretti
Lineage: Eukaryota; Metazoa; Porifera; Demospongiae; Tetractinellida; Geodiidae
Source: the annotation of a GenBank genome assembly
CUCGUGCCCGGACUUGGGUCCAGCACAGCGGUAGAGAUGGCUCAGUAUUUCCCCGGACUGAAGAGCCGUAACGACGCGGCGAGGCUCCGUGCGGCCCGAGACCUCCGAGAAGUACGUGUCUACUGAGCUGCGAGAACUGCCUGACGAGCAAUCCAGCGAAAUUCUGGAUGACGUCAACCAAAAUAUAUUCUCCCUCAUCUCGAGCCAAGAGGUCCACGAGAAGAAGGGAGGGAUCCUAGCCAUAGUGAGUCUGGUUGGUCUGGAGGGAGGAGGGAAUGUCGCAAAGUUGGGUCGCUAUGCCAACUACCUUCGUAGCAUCCUUCCACACCCCGAUGUGGCCCUUACCGAAAUGACCGCCAAGGCCAUUGGCCAGCUGGCUCUGGCUGAAGGACAUACACGGCAGAGUAACGUGGAGUUCGAAGUGAGGCGAGCUCUCGAGUGGAUCGGAGGAAAACGAACACAAGAGACUCGCAGCUGUCCUGAUUCUGAGGGAGCUGGCAGUUCAUACCCCCACACUCUUCUACCAACAAAUCCAACAGUUCUUUGACAACAUAUUUACCGCCAUCAGGGAUCCCAAGGCUCUAAUCAGGGAGAGGGCGGUGUCAGCGUUGAGGGCGUGUCUGAGACUGACGGCACAAGAGGGAGACAAAAGCGGCAGGCGACAAACACGCGAGCGCUACAGAGAGCUUACUAUGAUGUAAGCACUAAUGGCCUUGGGGAAGGUCUCCGCACGUGAGAAAAUGGCUAAUCUCAGCCGUGUACGACCGUAUCGCAUGAUGCUCCUCCCAUCAUAAUCAACGAACUCAUUAUGAAGCAGUGCAGGGAAUGCCGAGAGUCUCCGGCCGGAGCUGAGCGACCCGGAAGAGAACGAGGACACAAGGACUGACAUACUCAUGGAGGGAGAGCACAAACACUCCAUCGUCUCGGCUGCGAUAGAGGCGGUUUCCAGGCACUCUAGGGACAGGAACUGUUCGGAGGUUCCUGGUUCGCACAGGGCUACGCCGGUGGGAAAAGAGUUAAUUCAAGGCGAUGCCAAGCAAGGCGUGUCAGCAGUUUAUGAUGAGGAACUUUGACGACGUCUGCCGCCUGUUUUUCAAGAACAGAACCAGUCGAGUAUGCUGAUUCAGCAGACGUUGAUGACUCUCCUUCCUCGUAUCGCUGCCCUUAACCAGGACCUCUUGCACUCAUCACUGACGGACGGAGGUGAGCUACUGCAGGGCUGUUGAGGAAGGAGAGGGAGAAGGCAGCUGCAUUCAGGUCCAUGGGGUUCAUGGUCUAUGUGUUGAAGGACAGAAUGGAUCUGGAGCCUGUGCUGCAGACCGUCAAGACCAGCCUCCCCACCGGCAGGAGGGUCCCUACCAAGAGAGCUAGUCGCAGUGGGUCGGCCUAUGAGCCGUCCGUGUUCCUGUGUAUCAGUAUGCUGGCCAGGGCGGUGGGAGGGAACAUAGAGAGCGAGAUGAGCGGGAUGCUGGACCAGAUGUUCUCCGCAGGACUCACUGUUGAGCUGACCUCUGCCCUCCAGGUCCUCUCGGAGAGGAUUCCUACACUACAGAGAGAGAUUCAAGAUGGGCUGUUGAAGAUGCUGUACAUGGUUCUUCUGCACCAGCAACUGAGGCACCCAGGAGCUCCCAAGACCCAAGCAGCCGCUCUCCAACCCACCCCUCCUGGAAACGUAAUGGAGGCAGACAUCCCAAGUGUAACUCUAGCUCCUAAAGACUCUCGGAUCCAUUCAACUUUGGAGCCUCCCCACCGUUGCAGCUGGUACAGAUCUGUGCGGAGCACUACCUGACCUCAGAGCACCGCUCGGUCAGAAUGGAGGCCGUCAAGACGUGUGCUGCUCUCCUGGUCCCCUCUCUCCUCCCUCCCUCCAUCUUCACCACUCCCUUCGUUCAAUUCUCACAGGCUUCUGCUCAGGUGGUGGGAGAAGUCCUCAGUAAGAUGUUGGUCGUUGGUAUCACUGAUCCAGACGAUGAGAUCAGGGAGUGUGUGUUCCUGUCACUGGACAAGAGGUUUGAUCCUCAUUUGGCACAGGCCGAGAGCCUCACCACUCUCUUCAUGGCCAUGCAAGAUGGAGUGUUUCGCAUCAGGGAACUGGCGAUGUGUAUCAUAGGCCGACUCAGCAGUCUCAACCCGGCCUUCGUCAUGCCGACGCUCCGCAAGGUCCUGAUCCAGAUCCUGACGGAGCUGGAGUACAGCGGGGUCGGCCGGAACAAGGAGCAGAGUGCCAAGCUACUGGGACAUCUUGUGGCAAACGCUCCUAAACUAGUCAGACCUUACCACGCCCCAAUUCUCAAGGUGCUCAUUCCGAAACUGAAGGAGCCAGAUUUGAAUCCCAACGUUGUCAUCAACAUCGUGGCCACCAUUGGGGAACUGGUGCAGGUUGCCAGGAGACCAUCUGUGUGUCAGGACCUCGGUCCCAUCCUCCUGACGAGGCUGCGGACUCAGCUCGUCUGGCAAGUGAGAGGUGGCCUCUCUGGACGUUUGACACUGGUGUAGAAAUCCGGAUAUGUGAUAGAGCCUACCACAGUUCCCCUACACGCUGCUGACACUGUUCUCUGCUUUCUCAUUUCAUUUCUCAAGACGGAGCAACCGUCUGGCGUCAAGAGAGAGGUGGUGAGAGUCCUGGACUGCUGGGAGCCCUGGACCUUACAACACAAGCACAGCCAGAGGAACUGUCAGCCCAGCAAGAUGGGGACGCCUCUCAGUAAACCAAUGGACAAGACCACUCCCGACGUCACUGCAGUUGGAGAUCAGCCAGUGCCUGCCUGGUCUCCAUGUGUAUGGAGCCAGUCUGGAGGAUUUCUACUACCCCUCAAUUGCCAUCAACUCCCUCAUGAGAAUACUCAAAGACCAGUCCUCUCUCUCUCAACACCACACCAUGCCAUUCAGGCUCUGGGUUCAUAUUCAAAGUCUGGGAUCAAAUCGGUGCCUUAUCUACCACAAGUGAUGCCACCAUUUCUGCAUGCUCUCUGCAGCUGCAUCUCGACCUGCGGGAGUACAUGUUCAAGCAGCUCGCCCAGAUCGUCUCAAUCAUCAAACAACAACGCACGAGAUUACAUCAGGACAUCUUCUUCCUCCUUCAUCAGGGAGUUCUGGACGACCGAGCACCAGCACCUCCAGAACACCAUCAUUCUCCUCAUAGAGAAGAUAGUGGCCGGGAUGGGGGACGAACUCAAGAUCUACAUUCCACGCAUGGUGGAGCCGGUCCUGAAACUCUUCCUCCAAGACCAGAGCAAAAUGAAGAUCUCCACGCAGAAGAUGCUGGCAGCCCUACAACUGUGUGGAGCUAGUCUUGACGACUACCUCCAUCUCCUGAUUCCUCCCAUUGUCAAGGUCUUUGAGACCGACACCAACCCCACGGACGUCAGGAGGACUGCCCUGGAGACCAUUGAGAAACUAAGUCAGACUGUCAACUUCAGCGACUAUGCCUCUCAGAUCAUACAUUCCAUUGUUGUCGUCCUGGAUACCAGCUCAGAGCUCCGCCCUGUUGCCAUGGACGCACUCUGCUCCCUAAUGACCCAGCUCGGCCAGCGGUACAAGAUCUUCAUCCCCAUGGUGAAAAAGGUGAUGACCAAGAACAAAUAUAACUACACAAACUACGAGCUGCUCCUCGUAAGACUCCUCAGAGACGAACCACUCUCCCCUGAGGAUGACGUCGAUCGACAACUGAAGGCUGGAAAAUCGAAAUCUGUGGAAGACGACUCGGCAGAAAUCGAGGCUGCAUCGUUCAAGAAAUUCCCUCUGGAACCAAAUGCCCUGACACGGGCAUGGUCGUCGGUCGGACGUGUCUCGAAGGAGGACUGGGUGGAGUGGCUGCGGAGGUUGGGGGUGGAGCUACUGAAGGAAAGCCCCUCCCCCUCGUUAAGGUCGUGCUGGGCGCUGGCCCAGGCCUACAAUGCUCUAGCCAGAGAGCUGUUUAACGCUGCCUUCGUCUCCUGUUGGAUGGAACUGAGGAGGCCUACUGGUCACGACCUGAGACAGGCUCUCACCCAUCAGACCAUCCCCGAGAUCACUCAGACCAUUCUCAACCUGGCCGAGUUCAUGGAGCACUGCGAGGAGGCUACCCAGAAGGUGCAGGAGAAGUGGUAUAUGAGUCUCAAUGACUGGGAGGCUGCCUACAAGGCGUACACAGAGAGACAGAAACAGAGACCUGACGACAUCUCUCUCACCCUCGGGAAGAUGAGGUGUCUCCACGCCAUGGGGGAGUGGACAAGGCUGUAUGAGAUGGCCUGUGAGAGCUGGGGACUGGGAGAUGACACCACGCGACAGAAGAUGUCCGUCAUGGCCUCUGCGGCGGCCUGGGGACUGGGACAGUGGGAGAGCAUGGAGGAAUAUGUCCGCAGCAUUCCGAAGCACACCAUGGAGGGCUCCUUCUACCAGGCCCUUCUCCACAUCCACCAAAAGGAGUUCGAUGAUGCCCAGAAGUGUAUUGACUUGUCACGUGACAUCCUGGUUACGGAGCUGACGACCCUGGCAACGGAGAGCUACAGCCGAGCCUACGGAGUGAUGGUUUCAAUCCAACUGCUGUCGGAACUGGAAGAGACCGUUCUGUGCCUUAUGCAGAGCGACAGGAAGACUCAGCUUCAGCAGACCUGGUGGAAUAGACUUCUGGGCUGUCAGCGUAACACGGAAGACUGGCAGAGGAUACUGCAGGUCCGGUCCAUAGUCCUGAGUCAGCAGGAGGAGAUUCAGUCUUGGGUCAAGUUUGCCAGCAUCUGUCGAAGAUCAGACAAGAUGGCGCUAUCAGAGAGAACUCUGCGCUCAAUCCUCAGCCACGACCCUGCCUACUCCACAGAGGAGCCUCUCUCUGAUAAAUACCCCUCUGUGACGUUUGCAUUCGUGAAGCAUCUCUGGCAGACGGGAGAGAGAGAUCGGGCCUUCGACUUCCUCUCUAAGUUUGUCCGCACACUGCAACCUUUGACCCCGGCAACCCAGAACACUCAGGACACUCGUCUGUUGGCACGCUGCUACCAGAAGCUGGGAGACUGGCGGUUGCAACUGGAGGAGAGGGGAGGGAGUGUCCCCAGCAUAGGGCCCGCCAUAACUGCCAUUCUGCAGCACUACCACAGAGCUACUGAGUACAACCGAUCCUCCUACAAGGCCUGGCAUGCCUGGGCCUUCAUGAACCUCCAGGCCCUCCUGGAGCACAAGAAACCCUCCUCUGGGAAGGCAGCUGUUUAUUCGACCCCUGGGGAAAUUGGGCGCUCCUCGUCAAAUGACCAGCAGACCACACCCACGUCAGAGUCACGUGACCUGCAUGCCCCACCCACCGAGACGAAGCUGAUCACGUACGCAUGCUCGGCCGUCCACGGUUUCUUCCGUUCCAUCUCUCUCUCCCAGCAGAGCUCUCUUCAGGACACUCUGAGACUGUUAACCCUGUGGUUUGACUACGGUCACUAUCCUGACGUCCACGAUGCAGUCACUGACGGUCUCAAGACUAUAGACAUUGAUACAUGGCUACAGGUAAUUCCCCAGCUCAUCGCUAGGAUCGACCAUCCUCGACGACUGGUGGCCAAACUGAUCCACGACCUCCUCACUGACGUGGGGAAACAGCAUCCUCAGGCUCUCAUCUACCCACUGACAGUAGCCAGUAAGAGCCAGAGCCCCAUGAGACGUGCGGCGGCAGACACAAUCCUCCAGAACAUGACUGAACACAGCAGCCGUCUGGUCCAGCAGGCAAUUCUGGUCUCAGAGGAGCUAAUAAGAGUGGCCAUCCUCUGGCAUGAACAGUGGCACGAGGGGCUGGAGGAUGCUUCCCGGAUGUACUUUGGGGAGCACAAUGUGAAGGCCAUGUUCUCGAUCCUGGAACCACUCCACCACAGAAUGGAACGCGGACCUGAGACCCUCAAGGAGAUAUCCUUCAACCACGCCUAUGGAAGGGACCUGGCUGAGGCCUAUGAAUGGUGUAAGAAAUACCAGAGCACUGCGAAUGUGAAGGAACUGACUCAGGCCUGGGAACUGUACUACCACGUCUUCAGAAAGAUCUCCAAACAACUACCGCAGUUGACGACUCUAGAACUGCAGUAUGUGUCUCCGAAGCUGAUGGGUUGCGUUGACCUGGAGCUGGCAGUCCCCGGGACCUACGAACCCAACCAACCAGUUGUCCACAUUCGGAAGGUGUCCGCCACUCUCAAUGUCAUCACGUCCAAACAGAGACCUCGGAAACUGGUCAUCCAGGGGAGCAAUGGUAGGGACUACAUGUUCCUACUGAAGGGACACGAGGACCUCAGACAGGACGAGAGGGUCAUGCAGCUGUUUGGUCUGGUAAACACUCUCCUUGGCAACGACCCCGAGACCUUCAAGAGGCACCUCAGCAUCGAGCGAUACUCUGUGAUUCCUCUGUCUCCCAACUCUGGACUGAUAGGCUGGGUGCCCCACUGCGACACCAUCCACUCUCUCAUCAGAGACUACCGGGAGAAGAAGAAGAUCAUGCUCAACAUCGAACAUCGCCUCAUGCUACAG